Messenger RNA from Sorex fumeus (smoky shrew), 1741 nucleotides. It is a transcript of the gene GATA3, whose product is annotated as GATA binding protein 3. The transcript is spliced from 5 exons. The record is from RefSeq and is a predicted model, not a curated record. Gene Ontology annotation, molecular function: RNA polymerase II cis-regulatory region sequence-specific DNA binding; DNA-binding transcription factor activity, RNA polymerase II-specific; zinc ion binding. Lineage: Eukaryota; Metazoa; Chordata; Mammalia; Eulipotyphla; Soricidae. Gene Ontology annotation, biological process: regulation of epithelial cell differentiation; cell fate commitment; positive regulation of transcription by RNA polymerase II. The coding region runs from base 404 to 1738 and encodes 444 amino acids. Gene Ontology annotation, cellular component: nucleus.
GCGCGUGUCCCCCGCCCCCCGUGCGGCCGGAGGGAGGAGGUGGUGCCACUCGGGGGAACUCAGGUGCGCGGGUACUUAGGCGCUCACCGGCGUCUCGCCUUCUCUCCUUUGCAGGUGAGCCGGCUCCCCAAGCCUGCAUCCCGCUCCUGGCGGCCGGGACCCCCUUUUGAUUCGUCAGUGCCUCUCUAUGUUUUGGGAAUUUAUUUCUUCUUCUUCUUUUUCUUCUUCUUCUUUUUUAUUUUUCUUUUUUUGCUAGACGACCUUUCCUUCAAAAGUUAAUUUUUUUGGCUUUUUUAAAAUAACAACCUCACUUGCUCACCCGCCCGUCCGCCCGCACGCCCCGCGCCCCGCGGCCGGCGGCAGCACCUGCAGCGCCCCGGAGACCCCCGCGCCCCCCAGGGCCAUGGAGGUGACGGCGGACCAGCCUCGCUGGGUGAGCCACCACCACCCGGCCGUGCUCAAUGGGCAGCACCCGGACUCGCACCACCCCGGCCUCGGCCACUCCUACAUGGACCCGGCGCAGUACCCGCUGCCCGAAGAGGUGGACGUGCUCUUCAACAUCGACGGCCAAGGCAACCACGUCCCGUCCUACUACGGGAACUCAGUGCGCGCCACGGUGCAGCGCUACCCGCCGGCCCACCACGGAAGCCAGGUCUGCCGCCCCCCGCUGCUGCAUGGAUCCCUGCCCUGGCUGGACGGGGGCAAGGCCCUGGGCAGCCACCACAGCGCCUCGCCCUGGAACCUCAGUCCCUUCUCCAAGACGUCCAUCCACCACGGCUCCCCAGGGCCCCUAUCCGUGUACCCGCCGGCCUCAUCCUCCUCGCUGUCUGCCGGCCACUCCAGCCCUCACCUCUUCACCUUCCCGCCCACCCCACCCAAGGACGUGUCCCCGGACCCCGCGCUGUCGACGCCGGGUGCGGGCGGUGCGGGCCGGCCGGAGGAGAAGGAGUGCAUCAAGUACCAGGUGCCGCUGCCCGACAGCAUGAAGCUGGAGUCCUCGCACCCGCGGGCAGCGGGCAUGGCCGCCCUGGGGGGCGCCGCCACCUCGGCCCACCACCCCAUCACCUCCUACCCACCCUAUGUGCCGGAGUACAGCUCGGGACUGUUCCCCCCCAGCAGCCUGCUCGGGGGCUCCCCCACUGGCUUCGGCUGCAAGUCCAGGCCCAAGGCGCGAUCCAGCACAGGCCGGGAGUGCGUGAACUGUGGGGCCACGUCCACCCCGCUCUGGCGGCGAGACGGAACCGGCCACUACCUGUGCAAUGCCUGCGGCCUCUACCACAAGAUGAACGGGCAGAACCGGCCCCUCAUCAAACCCAAGCGGAGACUGUCUGCAGCCAGAAGGGCGGGUACGUCCUGCGCCAACUGCCAGACCACCACCACCACGCUCUGGAGGAGGAACGCCAACGGGGACCCGGUGUGUAACGCUUGCGGCCUCUACUACAAGCUGCACAAUAUUAACAGACCCCUGACCAUGAAGAAGGAAGGCAUCCAGACCCGGAACCGGAAGAUGUCUAGCAAGUCGAAAAAGUGCAAGAAGGUCCACGAGACGCUGGACGAGUUCCCCAAGAGCAGCUCCUUCAACCCCGCCGCCCUGUCGAGACACAUGUCCUCUCUCAGCCACAUCUCCCCCUUCAGCCACUCCAGCCACAUGCUGACCACGCCCACGCCCAUGCACCCCCCGGCCAGCCUCUCCUUCGCGCCUCACCACCCUUCCAGCAUGGUGACCGCCAUGGGCUAGGGC